Piliocolobus tephrosceles (Ugandan red Colobus) is the source of this 1553-nucleotide messenger RNA. RefSeq names its product prolyl 3-hydroxylase OGFOD1-like. The record is from RefSeq and is a predicted model, not a curated record. The annotation marks the transcript as partial. NCBI's taxonomy places the organism in Eukaryota, Metazoa, Chordata, Mammalia, Primates, Cercopithecidae. Gene Ontology annotation, cellular component: cytoplasm. Gene Ontology annotation, biological process: regulation of translational termination; peptidyl-proline hydroxylation. The transcript has 2 exons. Gene Ontology annotation, molecular function: peptidyl-proline dioxygenase activity; iron ion binding; L-ascorbic acid binding.
AAAAGCAGCGUCUUGAUCAGUGUGGCGUGGUUCUGUACCUUGGGAGGAGAUGAAUGGGAAGCGGCCAGCGGAGCCUGGCCCAGCCAGGGUGGGAAAAAAGGGAAAGAAGGAGGUGAUGGCGGAGUUUUCGGACGCUGUUACGGAAGAAACCUUGAAAAAGCAGGUGGCUGAGGCCUGGAGCCGCAGGACGCCGUUCAGUCACGAAGUCAUUAUCAUGGACAUGGACCCUUUUCUUCACUGCGUGAUCCCAAACUUCAUCCAAAGCCAAGACUUCUUGGAAGGGCUUCAGAAGGAACUGAUGAACUUGGACUUCCAUGAGAAGUAUAAUGAUUUAUAUAAGUUCCAGCAGUCUGAUGAUUUGAAGAAGAGAAGAGAGCCUCACAUCUCCGCUUUAAGGAAAAUUCUGUUUGAAGAUUUCCGGUCCUGGCUUUCUGAUAUUUCUAAAAUUGACCUGGAAUCAACCACUGACAUGUCCUGUGCUAAAUAUGAAUUCACCGAUGCCCUGCUGUGCCAUGAUGAUGAGCUGGAAGGGCGCCGGAUCGCCUUCAUCCUAUACCUGGUUCCUCCCUGGGACAGGAGCCUGGGUGGCACCCUGGACCUGUACAGCAUUGAUGAACACUUUCAGCCGAAGCAGAUUGUCAAGUCUCUUAUCCCUUCGUGGAACAAACUGGUUUUCUUUGAAGUAUCUCCUGUGUCCUUUCACCAGGUGUCUGAAGUCCUGUCUGAAGAAAAGUCACGUUUGUCUAUAAGUGGCUGGUUUCAUGGUCCAUCGUUGACUAGGCCUCCUAACUACUUUGAACCCCCCAUACCUCGGAGCCCUCAUAUCCCACAAGAUCAUGAGAUUUUGUAUGAUUGGAUCAACCCUACUUAUCUGGACAUGGAUUACCAAGUUCAAAUUCAAGAAGAGUUUGAAGAAAGUUCUGAAAUUCUCCUGAAGGAGUUUCUUAAGCCUGAGAAAUUCGCAAAAGUCUGUGAGGCCUUGGAGCGUGGAGAUGUGGAAUGGAGUAGCCGAGGUCCCCCUAACAAAAGGUUUUAUGAGAAAGCUGAGGAGAGUAAGCUUCCUGAGAUAUUGAAGGAGUGCAUGAAGUUAUUUCGCUCUGAGGCACUAUUCUUGCUGCUCUCCAACUUCACAGGCCUGAAGCUUCAUUUCUUGGCCCCUUCGGAAGAAGAAGAAGAGAUGAAUGACAAAAAAGAGGAAGAAGCCGCUGAUAGCACUGAAGAAGGGACUAGCCAUAGUCCUCCUGAGCCAGAGAAUAAUCAGACAGCCAUCAGCAACAGCAGCCAACAGAACAAUGACCAGACAGACCCAGAACCAGAGGAAAAUGAAACAAAGAAAGAAUCAAGUGUCCCCACAUGCCAAGGGGAACUGAGGCGUUGGAAGACCGGUCACUACACUUUAAUUCAUGACCAUAGCAAGGCUGAAUUUGCCCUAGACUUAAUUCUCUACUGUGGCUGUGAAGGCUGGGAACCAGAAUAUGGUGGUUUUACUUCUUACAUUGCCAAAGGUGAAGAUGAAGAGGUUAGGAUGAGCCACAAAUUCCCAUGCCAGAUCU